This is a messenger RNA of Manihot esculenta (cassava), 847 nucleotides long. Its product is annotated as oil body-associated protein 1A. NCBI's taxonomy places the organism in Eukaryota, Viridiplantae, Streptophyta, Magnoliopsida, Malpighiales, Euphorbiaceae. The transcript is spliced from 3 exons. The record is from RefSeq and is a predicted model, not a curated record. The coding region runs from base 44 to 745 and encodes 233 amino acids.
UCUCUAAUCUAAUUAAUCAUAUCAAAUUACGGAUAAAAAAAAGAUGGCUGCUCACCCAGAAGUUCCCGGCGAUCCAACCCCGACCUCCACCAACCUCCUUGAGACGGCCACAGCUGCCGUCCAAGGCUUUGGUCCCACUAACAAAAUUCACCAGCACCUCUGCGCAUUCCAUUUUUACGGAGAUGACAUGACUCGGCAAGUAGAAGCACACCACUUCUGCGGGCAUCAGAACGAGGAAAUGCGGCAAUGCCUUAUAUACAACAGUCCAGAAUCGGACGCUCGGCUAAUUGGGGUGGAGUAUAUUAUCUCUGAGAACCUGUUUCUGACGCUUCCUGACGUGGAGAAACCUCUGUGGCACUCCCAUGUGUACGAGGUGAAGAGUGGCGUCCUGUUUAUGCCUGGAGUUCCCAGUCUUGUACAGAGACAGGAUCUUGAGAAAGUGGCCAAGACUUAUGGGAAGACCUUCCACUUCUGGCAAGUUGACAAGGGAGACAAUCUCCCUCUUGGGUUGCCCCAGCUGAUGCUGUCCCUCACCGGGGAGGGCCAGCUUUACGAUGAUCUUGCCAGAGAUGUGGAGAAGCGUUAUGGGAUAAGCUUUGAGAAAGAGAGGGAGAACAGAGCGUACAUGGAAGGGCCGGAGCAUGGGAUACAUCCGCUUGCAAAUGCGGAGGGAAAAGGGCGGAAGACUCACCUGCGAGAGGUGGACUGCAAGCCAAUAGACACUGUUCCCAGGGUGUUCGCGUGAGAUAUACCUUUUUUUUUGUUCAUGUAAAAUUUUCGGUUUGUAUAAUGCAAGUUUGAUGCCUACUACGUGGUACAUAUUAGGAUAUAUGUAGAAGUUUUCCGA